CUCUAUUUCAGUAGACUCCAAGCCCCCAAUCCUGGAUGGGGUAUUGCUUGUGAGUCAUCCAAGUAAAAUACAUGUUUGCAUCACAUCUCGAAGAACCACAGUUACAACAGGAAGCACUGCUUGCUGCAAUCAGUGAAAAAGAUGCAAACAUUGCCUUGCUUGAAUUGUCUGCUUCAAAGAAGAAGAAGACACAAGAGGAAGUAAUGGCUCUUAAGCGAGAGAAAGACAGAUUAGUGCAUCAGUUAAAACAGCAGGUCUGUAGAAAUAGGAAACAGCCCCUGAGCAUGAACAUAACAUCCAUUUGUGAUGCUGACUUCAUCACAGACAUUGCUGCCAAGUACCUGGGUUCCAGCCAUGAUGUACAUAUGUCUCAGACACAGAAUAGAAUGAAACUGAUGGCAGACAAUUAUGACGAUGACUAUCAUCACUACCACCACCACCACCAUCACCACCACCAUCGGUCUCCUGGGAGAACCCAGCACUCAAAUCACCGACCCUCUCCAGAUCAGAUGAUCCUGCCACUGUUGGAGGCACAUAGCCACGGCAAAUCUCGCGCUGUACAUUGAUCACCUGUCCAACCUUUGCCUAGAGUGUGAUUCCCAGUUCCUUCAAGAGAUCCAUCUUUACCUGUCUAUAAAGAGGAGCAGGAGGAGUGAGACAUCUGGGAUAACCACAUAUCAAAGUUUAACACAAGAGCAGGUUGAAUCUUAAUUUUAUAUUGUUUUCUAAAUCAGUUGCCAAUACUGAUUUAAAUAUUUGCUGAUGAUUUUCCCUUGGCGCGUAUUGUAAUGUCAUCAGACAGAUUACAUCAUGUGAGUUUUUUGCCAGUUUAAAAAUUCCUUGUUUAAAAUCCCCACUUACCCAAAUGAUGCAUACAUUUUUCACAGCCCCACAGUGUGAAACUGAAUCCCAGGUCAGUCCAGCAAGUUUAAAGAAAUCAGUUAAUGAUGAUCACAUUUAGUGAUGUCUUUGAACAUGUCUAUUGCAAACAUGCCUUAAACAAAGAAAUGAUUUGUUAAGAAGUUCAAAAAUGUGGAGGUUUUGUUAUUCUUAUACCAUCCUCUGCUUACAUAGUUGAAUGCAGGAUCUUCAACAAGUACACUCAUUUGCUCCAGGCAUAUUAAACUUACAUUUCUUACUUAUUCUUUCAUAAGAACUUUGCUAUGUACAAAACAGACAGGGUUUCACUAACUAUCCUAAGGACUGUCUGUCCAGGAGUUUAGCACAGGCCACACACAAUUCUGGACUAUGUCCAGCUUUUUUCCCUAAGCAGGCUGUGAACCUGUGACCUUAGGAGCCUCAGGCAAGAGGGCUACCUACUGAGCCACCAAUACCCAGGUCAUCAAUAAGUUUUAAAUGCCAGUUGCAGACUUUGUAGAGAUAAUGACUUCAGUGUGUAAAGGUUUUGUUGUGGAGACCACAGUGUCACAUAUGGUGUGACAGAGUAAAUAUGCUGAAGCUAUUUUAGAUCUGUUGUGGAACUGAACUGUCUUCAUAUAAAAGUUUUGAUAGUACAUUUCCAUUCAUGAGAUAUUAUUGAAAGUGACACUGAUGUAUAGGCUUAGGCCCAGAUUGUAGAAAUUGUUAAAAGAAGGGUUAGCAAAAACAGAAAUGUUUUCAUGAAAUUGUUAGAGUGGAAAUUUCAGUGUAAACAGUUUUUGUUUGGAUUUAAACAUUUUCCUUCAGGAUUUGCAACCCACAGAGUACAAUGUUGUGCUAGUGAACAAGAACCAGAAUAUAAAAACAGUAACCGAGAACCAGAUAAUGAAAGUGAUGAGUCGAUUUUUAUUGUGUUUGUUAAAUGAAAUGCAAAGAUUAAACAAGAAAAAACUUUGAGAGGUUAGACUUAAAAAAUUAUUUAAAUCUAAUAUAGGCUGAACCUCUCUGGUCCAUGAUCACAGAUGUUCCAGACCAGAGAGCCCCUGGAUCAGAGAGUGCCAGUGGUAGAGGCUGCUGGCAGUUGAACCAAUCCUGCAGGCUGACUAUCUGCAGGGUUUGUGGGGCUGGGGACAGGGAAGUCUGCAGGACCAGGGACAGCAGAGCCCGCAGAACCCAUGGGGCUGGUGGACAGCAGAGCCCACAGGGAUGAGGGGCAGUGGAGCCGGGAGAGUUUGUGGGUAGUGUAACCCACAGAACUGACAGAGUCGGGGGCAACGGGGCCAGUGGGGCUGGGGGCAGCAGAGCCCAUGGGGUGGCCAGAGUUGGGAGCAGUGGAGCCAGCGAGCAGUGGGCAAGCAGAGCUGGGGAUAGCGGAGCCCAUGGUAGCAGGGCUGGUGGAGCUGGAGAUAGCAGAGCCUGUAGGGCUGGCAGGCUGGGUGCAGUUGAGUGGAGUGUCAGCAGAGCAGGGAGACUGGCGCACACAGAUCCUGGAAGCCUGACCUCCCUUGGUCUAGCAAACUCCCUUGUUCUGAACCAGUCAGGUCCUGAAGGAGCCAGACCAGGGAGGUCCAACCUGUAAUUCAAUAUGACAUUAGUAACACAAGUAAAGACAUUUGUUUGUUUUAAAAUAUUUUAACUUGAGAGUAUCUCUGUAUUAUAUGUUCUUGUCUUGUUCAGAUAAAAGAUAAAAUUACCCCAGAUGAAGUCUUAAGAUUUUUGGUCUAAUUCUAUAUUCUUAAUAUUCUCCAUUUCCAAUUUAGUAUUUAGGAAAAAAUAAAUAAAAGGUGUAUGAGAGUUUAGAUAAUUCUCAUUCAUUUACUGUUAUUAUUAAUCAUGACUAUUAUUAGGACCCUACCAAAUUCAUGGCUGUGAAAAAACAUGUCACAGACCGAAAUCUGAUCAUUUGUGUGCUUUUGCCCACAGAACAUACUAUUGUGUGGCAAGACGACUAUGCACACAGUAAAUAAAUGGGAGAGACCAUUGUUUCUCAAAAUGGGGGUCCUGACACAAAAGGGGGCCAAAAGGCCUUUGAGGGGAAGAGGAGUAUUAUCAUCCUUACUUCUGAAUUGCUACUUGCAGCAGCACUGCCUUCAGAAUCUGUCAGCCAUAUACUAGGCAGUGCAAUCUAUUUAAAUGAGUUAAUGUUUUUGAUACUUUCAAUGUAAACAGUUUAAGUUUUUUAUAAUAGCUUCAUAGAACAAUAAGCAUUAUGUAUGAACCUAGGAAACUUGACUAGAUCACUAGCAUUAUCAAAUUAAUUUUAAUUUUUUCAAUAUUUCUGAUUAGUUAAUACUAGGGGGCUGCACCCACUGCUCACUACACUCAUCAACUUCCCUUUCUCUGGGUGUAGGCAGCCCCAGCUUUCUCCUCAGCCCCUGGGGAGGGCCAGAGCUUCACCAGCCUUGUCUCUCGCCCUCCCACCCAGCUGCUGGGAAGGGCCGGGCCAAGGUCUCAAAGUGGCAGCCCCAGCUCUUGCCUCUGGCCCUUGAGGAGGGCUGGGGCCACAGUGCAGCAGUCCCAGUUCUCCACGUGGGCCCUGUAGGGGGAUGGCUGCGAGUGGGUGGGUUUUGGCUUCUGUGGAUACAGAGUGAUGUGAUGAAAUCACUCUGUCCCUCAGGAAACAUUUUUUUAUAUAUAGAUAUAAGUAUAUGUUUUCUUUAUUUAUGCUACACUUGAGCCCAGACCUGCACAUGCUUAAUAACACACACAAUUCUGAUUAAUGCAAGCAGCCUUAUUGACUUGUGUACGCCUGUGAGCAACUCUCUGCAAUAUUAGGGUAGGUUUUUUGUUGUUGCACUAAUAUGUUAGUUUUCAUAAUGACAGCUGAGAAAUAUGGUUAAAAUUUCUUGAGGGCUGUAGCUGGGAUAACAUUAGAACUGUAGAUUUGCUUGAUAGUCUUUCUGUUAUUUUGUAUGUCUGCUCUGAAUACUACAAGAAAACAAGUGAUGUGCAACAUUUUUGUUACUUUUGCUCCAGUAGAUACACACUUAAUUUGGUAUCUGAUAUAAUCUAAUAAAAUAUA
Molecule: messenger RNA, 3901 nt
Organism: Pelodiscus sinensis (Chinese soft-shelled turtle)
Lineage: Eukaryota; Metazoa; Chordata; Testudines; Trionychidae
Source: RefSeq, a predicted model, not a curated record